GGUACCUGUUUCCUCAUUUUACGGCACGGUUCAGUUGUUCAGUCAAUUCUUAAUAUAAAAAACUUUUGGUUGGGUCGGAAAUGGAGACAGCCUUAUGGUGGAUCUCGGGUGGAUUGUGACAAGCGCGAGUGGAGUGACCCAAGUGGCAGGCAGAUCUUAAAUCUCUAGGCGCUGGCCAUGGGGUACUAGAAUAUCGUGCCAAGUAGGAUUUCGUGAUGCGGUUAUGCGAAGUUCCCGAGUCUUGAUAUAUGUAUCUGUCUAUCCUCCUUGGAAUGUUGAAUUUCAUACCACACAAUCGUUCUUUGUAUAUCCCAACUAUAUUGUUUAAUAACUUAACUCAGACUAUCCUUAACGAAUUCACUUCAUUAUACCAUUACGACUUUGAGAAUUUUACAACGGUUUCAUUCUCAUUCACGAAUUUCUCUCUCAAUACAUACCAACACAACUUACAUUCCACGAAAACAUCUUUCCACACUUUGAGAGACACUCAUCAUCUGUUCUCAACAAUCUAUACUUCAGCCGGGAUUUAAGUCACAUCAUUCAUUCGCAAUUGCCAUACUUUAAAUCAUGUCUUUAUCUACUUCACAAAGGGCCGGCGGACCCAUUAUCUCGAUAUCAGAUAUGGAUAACUUUAUGAAGAUUGGAGAAUUAGCACAAACCACACGAAGUCAAAGACCAAUAAAAAAGACAUCAUCAAUGGAUUUCGACCUUCUUCGAGCAUCCGGUGAUGCAGCACGGCAAAGAAGAGGAAGCAAUGCUUCCGAGGCAUCAGCUUGUGAUACACCAGCAUAUACUCCAAGAUCAUCCAGUCUCCCAAGUGCAAAAUCUACACCUUGUGCAAGUCCUUUAUUACGACCUACCGGUACAUGCGAAUCAGGAUAUGAAUUUAUGGUACCAGUUCAUCUAUCGACACCAUGGAAGAAUACCUCUCAUUCAGCAUCAGAAUUCGAUGGAGAUUGUUUUGGGAGGGAUAGAGAUUCAUUUACGGGAUUGGAUAUCAACGUUGGGUCACCAUUUCAGAUGCAUUCGCCUUUUGAAAUUGGUAUGGCUUCGGAAUUGAGGAUUGUUGAUGCGCAUAGCUAUUAAAUAGGAUGGAGGGGUAGAAAUGGAUUAGGCAAGGGGGUUAUGAUGGCGAAAUGGAAAUGAUACCAAAUGAAAAUUAUUCUCUUCUAGAUCUUCA
Molecule: messenger RNA, 1180 nt
Organism: Botrytis cinerea B05.10
Lineage: Eukaryota; Fungi; Ascomycota; Leotiomycetes; Helotiales; Sclerotiniaceae
Exons: 2
Coding region: 568-1086 (172 amino acids)
Source: RefSeq, a predicted model, not a curated record